AUGCUUUGUAGACAGUUCACAACUUCGGCUGCGAGGGCUGCUACAAAGAAAAACAACCUUUUCAAUGCGUUGUUUAAACAAAAGCGGCCGCGACCACGGAUCCCGCAGACUGAAGAUGAAAUAAUGGCGCCGCUGCCGCCUAACACGGCCAAAGCGGCCUUCUCGGGCACUCCGCCUCGGCCCGCCAAUAAACGGCCGCCAAAAAUGGUGGAGGUAACCCGCAAGCAGGGAUUGCGAGGAUUGCUUUCUAGUAUUUUCAAGACAGACCAGUCCAGCCAUCGAACGGCCCAAAGAUUUCGGCAGGAAAAGCUCUCGAAUAUCGGUCUUAACCAAGUCAAGUUUCUCAACACGGAUUCCAUCACAAACAUUCUUUAUUGGUACACAGUGGAUAUGAAGUUCAAUCAGAGCGAUUUUCAGCGCUUGUUACCCGAUAAAAACUUGCGUGUCGGCAGUUACGAUCCCCAAUUCGAUACAAUUGACAUCGAGGUUCACCGCGCCCGCAAUCCUGUGAAUUUGACCCGCUGGAUGGGCUAUUUUCUAACUUUCAAGUCAAAGGAUGCGGCCAUGGUGUAUUAUCAAGAGACUCUUGGUGCAGAGUUAUGUGGAAUGCCAUUGAAACUGCGGUUUGUCGAGCCCUCUAUUAGAGGUUAUACCAGUCCCUUGCUCGACAAAGCUCCGGGCGUUUCACGGCAUAGCCACGCCUUGAUUCUUGGUUUGCCCGUAGGUUACUCUGAAACAACAAUCUUGAGAGUGCUGUGGGACUACGAUCUUAUCGAUGACGACAAACUAGCUGUGCAGCGAGUCCCCGUCGAUCGGGUCAAGUACGGCGGCAGUCCGUUCGUUCUGCGCUUCAAGUCAGAAGAAGAAGCCGACCGUUUCGUCAAGGACUACAACCAGCAAAUAUUCCCUUACACAUCUUCCCGUGUUUUAUGUGAAGUUGUCGACUAA
This is a messenger RNA of Wickerhamiella sorbophila, 948 nucleotides long. RefSeq lists its product as hypothetical. The coding region runs from base 1 to 948 and encodes 315 amino acids. The transcript has a single exon. NCBI's taxonomy places the organism in Eukaryota, Fungi, Ascomycota, Dipodascomycetes, Dipodascales, Trichomonascaceae. The record is from RefSeq and is a predicted model, not a curated record.